AUGGCAUUAGCUAGCCCUCUGGACCACUUCAGCCCUCUGGACCCCUCCAGCCUCUCCACCCCCUCUGGACCACUCCAGCCCUCUGGACCACUUCAGCCCUCUGGACCACUUCAGCCCUCUCCAGCCCUCUGGACCACUCCAGCCCUCUGGACCACUUCAGCCCUCUGGACCACUUCAGCCCUCUGGAACCCUCCAGCUCUCUCCAGCCCUCUGGACCUCUCCAGCCCUCUGGACCUCUCCAGCCCUCUGGACCCUGCAGGUUGUGCGUUUGUGAAGUUCUCUACUCACUCUGAAGCUCAGUCUGCCAUCAGCUCCCUGCACGGGAGUCAGACCAUGCCUGGAGCGUCAUCCAGCCUGGUGGUGAAGUUUGCAGACACAGACAAGGAGAGAACCCUACGGCGCAUGCAGCAGAUGGCUGGACAGUUUGGCAUGUUUAACCCCUCUGUCUCUCUACCCACGUUCACUAGCUACAGCAGCUACACACAUGCCUUGAUGCAGCAACAGCAGGCUGCGGUGAUGGCCGUGUCUCAGGGGGGCUACCUGGCCCCCAGCCUCUCCUUCCCCUCCGCCCAGCUCCACCAGGUGGGGGCGCUAACCAUGAAUGGCCUGCCGCCCAACCUCCUCAACUCCGUGUCAGGUCUGAGCUCCCCUCCGUCCACCAUGCCCUCCUCCCUGCCCAGUCUGGUGACCCCCAUGAUGAACGGGUAUACGGGCCUCGCCCCCCAGGCUAACGUGCACCCUCUGGAGACCCUCUACACCAACGGCCUGCCCCCCUACUCCACCCAGAGCCCCACUGCUGCAGACACACUGCAACAAACCUUUACUGGGGUGCAGCAAUACACAGCCAUCUACCCAGCGGCUACACUGACACCUGUAGGUCAGUCUCUGGCACAGCACCCUCAGGUCAUUGGCCAACAACAGAGGGAAGGACCAGAGGGCUGUAAUCUGUUCAUCUACCACCUGCCCCAGGAGUUUGGGGAUAACGAGCUGAUGCAGAUGUUCCUGCCUUUCGGAAAUGUCAUCUCCUCCAAGGUAUUCAUGGACAGAGCCACCAAUCAGAGCAAAUGUUUUGGCUUUGUGAGCUUUGAUAACCCGGGCAGUGCCCAGGCUGCCAUCCAGGCCAUGAAUGGUUUCCAGAUCGGCAUGAAGAGACUAAAGGUGCAGCUGAAACGUCCCAAAGACGCCAGCCGUCCCUACUGA
Messenger RNA from Salvelinus namaycush (lake trout), 1200 nucleotides. RefSeq names its product CUGBP Elav-like family member 5. The coding region runs from base 1 to 1200 and encodes 399 amino acids. The transcript has 9 exons. Gene Ontology annotation, molecular function: mRNA binding. Lineage: Eukaryota; Metazoa; Chordata; Actinopteri; Salmoniformes; Salmonidae. The record is from RefSeq and is a predicted model, not a curated record. Gene Ontology annotation, biological process: regulation of alternative mRNA splicing, via spliceosome; mRNA splice site recognition. Gene Ontology annotation, cellular component: nucleus; ribonucleoprotein complex; cytoplasm.